This is a messenger RNA of Zea mays, 1901 nucleotides long. Its product is annotated as probable pectin methyltransferase QUA2. NCBI's taxonomy places the organism in Eukaryota, Viridiplantae, Streptophyta, Magnoliopsida, Poales, Poaceae. The transcript has 6 exons. Bases 285 to 1430 code for a protein of 381 amino acids. Gene Ontology annotation, molecular function: methyltransferase activity. Gene Ontology annotation, cellular component: cytoplasm. The record is from RefSeq and is a predicted model, not a curated record.
CCUGCAAAAGUAUGUUGGCAGGACCUUAGGAUCUCCACUACGAUAUAUUAUUAAAGCACAGUUGUUUUUAAAGAUCAUCAUACAAAAUACAUCUGGACAUACUAUGUAGAUCACUUUAUGCUCUGAUUGGCUGAAGUAAGUCUUUGGGUAAUUGUUAUGUUUACAGUAACUUUUAUUUCUGAUGGUGUUUCUUGCUAUGCCAUUUUCAGGUUAGGACUGUCCUUGACAUAGAAUGUGGAUUUGGUACCUUUGGGGCGCAUCUUUUUGAGAGAGAUCUCUUGACCAUGUGCAUUGCUAACUAUGAAGCAUCAGGUAGCCAAGUGCAAAUUACACUGGAGAGAGGCAUUCCUGCAAUGAUUGGUUCAUUUGCAACGAAGCAGCUUCCGUAUCCCUAUCUUUCCUUUGAUAUGGUGCAUUGUGCUAAAUGCAAUAUCGAAUGGUACAAAAACGAUGGCAUUUUCUUGGUUGAAGUGAACAGGCUUUUGAGGCCUGGUGGAUAUUUUGUAUGGACAUCGAAUUUGAAUACACAUAGGGCCUUGCGAGACAAAGAAAACCAAAAGAAAUGGACAGCCAUUCGUGACUACGCUGAGGGCCUUUGUUGGGAGAUGCUGUCACAACAAGAUGAGACAAUUGUAUGGAAAAAGACGAAUAAAAGGGAAUGUUACAAAUCAAGAAAAUUUGGGCCUGAGCUAUGUGGCCAUGAUCCAGAAUCACCAUACUACCAACCACUAAGCCCCUGCAUAUCUGGCACAAGAAGUCAGCGUUGGAUCCCCAUUGAACACCGUACCACCUGGCCAUCUCAGGCUAGGCAAAACUCAACAGAACUGGACAUACAUGGUGUGCAUUCAGAAGUCUUCGCUGAUGAUAAUUCAAGCUGGGACUCCAUGGUGCGAAACUACUGGUCUUUGCUAUCCCCACUUAUAUUUUCAGACCAUCCAAAGAGACCUGGUGAUGAAGACCCACAACCACCAUUUAACAUGCUAAGGAAUGUUUUAGAUAUGAAUGCUCACUUUGGUGGAUUUAAUGCUGCUUUACUGAAGUCUGGAAAGUCUGUAUGGGUGAUGAAUGUUGUUCCUACAAAUGCCCCAAAUUAUCUACCACUAAUAUUUGACCGUGGUUUUAUUGGGGUUCAACAUGAUUGGUGUGACGCAUUUGCGACUUAUCCAAGAACAUAUGAUAUGGUGCAUGCUGAUGGCUUUCUAUCACUUGAGAAGACCCACAAGCAUAGAUGUUCUACUCUUGACAUAUUCUUGGAAGUUGAUCGCAUCCUACGACCAGAGGGCUGGGUCAUAAUCCGUGACACCGCCCCUCUUAUUGAAGCGGCAAGAUCUGUUGUUACUCAACUCAGAUGGGAUGCCCGUAUUUUAGAUCUUGACAUAGCUAGUGAUGAAAAGCUACUCGUCUGUCAGAAGCCCUUUCUCAGAAAAUAAGGAGCACAAGCACAGUAGACACUGACACAAGAUAUGAACUUAUUCUUUCACCCUAUACUGUUACAGUUAUUGUCUGAGCAGAACUGAGUACAAAAGCUUGGGACGAAAACACGGGAAGGUGCCAUUAGAUUGGUUAGUAAGUGCAUGCUGCAGAGAACAGGCUUGGUGGCAAAGCUUUCCAGGCCAAGGUUUUAUUGCCAAGAUACAGAGAUGAAGCCAUGAAAUUAGUUUAGUGGUGAAAACCAUAUCCAAUAAAGGGAUGACGCUGCGGUGUACAUAAUCGCGGUCAAUGUGCCAUAUAGGUAUAAUUCGUUUUCUCCUUAUUACUGUUUCUCUUUUUUUUUGUAGUUGUACCGAUUUGUUUUUGUAUCUUGUAUGUAAAUUGAUUGGUCUAUAUACUGGUCAUCCCAGACUACAGUCUAGUGAAACCAAUAUAAUUAUUAUUUGGAGAUGAAUGAUAAGCAAGAACAA